GGCGUGGAUCGCCCUGAACCACCACCGGGUGCCUUACGAGAAGAUUGAGGCCCUCACGCUGAAGAUCCCGCCGGGGCAGACGCUUGCCGACGCCACGGGCUACGAGAAGCACCCCCUUGUGCUCAGGCACCACCCCUCGGGCCUGGUGCCCACCAUCGUGGACGCCGGCGAGUCGCGGCCAGCGGUCUACGACUCGCUCGUGUGCGUUAGGGGUUCGUGGACGACCUCGCCGCCGCGGGCGGGGCGCCCGGCGGCGAGGCGCUGCUGCCGGCCGACCCGGUGCAGCGCGCGCACGCGCGGAUCUGGUCGGAGUGGGCCGACAAGACCACAUCCCCGGCGCGUUCUACAACAUCCUCGUGCCUCGGGAGGCCGAGAGGCGGGCGGAGGGCUUCGCCAAGCUCAGGCAGGGCCUGCGGAAGUUCCAGGAGUCCCUGAAGGGCCCGUUCUUCUACGGGGAUUCCCUGUCGAUCGUCGACAUCGCCGUCUUCCCGUGGUGCUUCAGGACCUUCACGUGCGGCAUCGUGGAGCUGUACCGCGGCCCCGAGUUCGCCCUGUCGAGGGACGAGUUCGCCCCCCUCCUCGGGUGGCUGGACAGGUGCCUGGCGCUGGACAGCGUCAAGGCCACCCUCCCGGAGAAGCAGGCGCUCAUCGACACCUACAAGCGCUACGCCGACGGCACGGCGAAGUCCAAGGUGGCAGACGCCGUCCGCGCGGGGAAGAACGCCCACGAGCACGAGUGAGGUGUGCGGGCCUCUGCCUCCUCACCGGCACGGGCCUCGGACCGCCCCCCCCUUCCUCGUCCUCGGCCUCUUUCUCCUCUCCUCCAUGUUGGGCCGUCUUGCGGAGAGCAAGCAAUCAUUACGAAGCACAAAGCCGAAGCAAUGGAUGCUCGGGGCGGACUGUGCGAUACAUUGGAAUUGUCUUCUGGGAGGUGCAAGCACGUUCUCACCAAAGUUGUGGGACAUCUCAGCCGUGA
Molecule: messenger RNA, 976 nt
Organism: Prorocentrum cordatum
Lineage: Eukaryota; Dinophyceae; Prorocentrales; Prorocentraceae
Source: the annotation of a GenBank genome assembly